Molecule: messenger RNA, 2972 nt
Organism: Dreissena polymorpha
Lineage: Eukaryota; Metazoa; Mollusca; Bivalvia; Myida; Dreissenidae
Product: AP-4 complex subunit epsilon-1-like
Exons: 19
Coding region: 130-2916 (928 amino acids)
Biological process (GO): intracellular protein transport; receptor-mediated endocytosis
Cellular component (GO): membrane coat; AP-4 adaptor complex
Molecular function (GO): cargo adaptor activity
Source: RefSeq, a predicted model, not a curated record
AAUUCGAGAUGGUAAACAAUUCCAAAAAGUGACAGAUACUGAGAUAGAUAUGACUGAACGAUUUAGGGUUCAAAGUAACCAUGCAUUACAGCUAACCUAGCUCUUCAAUUACAGACAUUGUAGAUCAGUAUGUUUGGUAAUCUAUUUGGCAAGACGACAACCACUAUAGCCACUGGGGGCAGUGACACAAGUGGUGAUGCUGCUAGUGCAGGAUUUACGACCUUUAUAGGGAAAGUUAGCAGGGCGAAUUCUAAAAGUGAUGAAGCUCACGUCGUUGCCACAGAGCUUAAGAAUCUGGCAGCUAACAUAGCAGCUCCAAAUCAGUCGAUGGUACAGAUGAGGGAUUAUCUGUGUCGUGUGGCGUACAUCUGCAUGAUGGGAUAUGAGGUGGAGUUUGCCUGUAUUCAUGCGGUCAAACUGGCACAGCUGGGCACAAAUUAUGAUAAAAGGAUAGGAUACCUGGCGUGUUGUCUGCUACUGCACAGAAAUCAUGACCUUAUCCUACUGCUGAUCAAUACAAUACAGAAGGAUUUGAAGAGCAGCAACAUCCUUGACAACCUGGCUGCCAUGACAGCAGCCGCCCAGCUGGUACCUGCUGAGCUGAUCCCCAGCCUUCUACCAAUGAUAGUGGCCAAACUUCAGCAUCAGAGGGAGCUGGUACGUCAGAAGGCUGUUCUGUGCCUACACCAGUUUCAGUUCCUGGCCCCUGAUCUGUUGGCUCACUGCAAGGAAAGCCUGGAGAGAGCCCUACUGGACAAAGACCCUGGUGUCAUGGCCGUCGCAGUGCAGCUUGUGGCAUACAGUAUACAGAGAAAUGCUGCAGGCUGUAUCCACCUGGGGGACCCGCUUGUGUCUGUGUUACAGCAGAUUGUUGCCAGGAAGCUGUCGGACAUUUUCAACUAUCAGACCAUUCCGUUCCCAUGGUUACAGAUACAGAUAAUCAAGUGUCUCUCAGCAUUAGUGCCCCAUAGUGAGGUAUUGAAAACAAAGGUAUCCAGUAUUAUCAGAGUAAUUCUACAAAGAAACAGUAUUAAAGAAAAAAUGGCAUUUGCUAUACUCUAUGAGUGUAUACAGUGCAUAGUGAAGAUGGCUCCUGAGAAAGAUCUGCUGGAUGAGUCAGCCCAGCAUGUGAAGAGGUUCGUCAACUCCAGCAACCCCAACCUUCAGUACAUUGGAGUGAAGAUGCUGGUGUCUUUAGUGGCUCUUAACCCUGCCUAUGCCGUGGAGUAUCAGGACAUGAUAGUGCAGUCACUGGAGCAUAAGGACACUGUCAUCCAUAAAAAGAUGCAUGGUGUGCUGUAUGGUAUAGCAUGUGAAGCAAACGUGAAGGUGGUGUGCUCCAAACUGCUGCAGCAACUCAAGAUCAGCUCGGACAGAUUCUGGAAAGCUGAACUUGCUACAAUGGUUGUAAGCCUAGUUUCAAGGUUUCCUGUGGAGCCUCAAUGGCAGAUCAACAGUCUAUUUAACACAUUGUGGUGUAGCUCAGGGGAUUUGGACAGAACUAUGUUGAAAGACAUCAAGCAGCUCAUUGGAGAUAGAUUCUUGUCUAAAGACUGUGAUCCCCAGUGUCAGCAGUACCUGCUUCAGAAAUGUAUAUCAGCCCUCGUGUCCGACAAGACAGCCAUACCUUUGCUGCAGAUUGCAUUAUGGAUUGUUGGUUCACUGUGCUCAUUUCUAAAAAACAUGGAGGAUGACAAAGUUCUAAUGUUGUUCACAAAUCUCCUCCUGCAAGAAAACAUGCCCUUCUCCAUCCAGAGUGCUGUAAUUACCUGUAUACACAAACUGGUGGCCAUGGGGAUAGUGGAGCAGGUUUCCAUGGCAACGAAAUUGACUGAAUGUCUGUCACAUGAAUUACCUCUUGUUAUUAAACAGCAAUUAAAUAUUAUUAUCAAGAUGUGUUCAUUGAAGUUAAAAGUGGAUCCAAGUGAUACUGUUGUCAUGGAUUUGACUUUGACCUUUCUGGAUGACCUUGUGUGCGCCAGACUGGAGGCAGGGGCAGAGCCAUACAGGCCGUCACACCUUAGACAUUCACUCCCAGGUCAGCACAUUAUACUCACUUCGCAGUCCCCUGCAGCCCCUAGUUCAGGGCUGGAGGUAGAGGAGGUGGAUGAGUCCAUGAUAGGGGACAGGGCCACUGUGGACAGCUCUUCAUCCCCCAAGACUGACACAGAGAGGGACAGUAGUUUGAUUCAGCCAGAUAUAAAACGUGUGUGGGGAAAACAGGGUCGUUUAGAUGCCUCAAAAGAAAAGAAAUCAACUCCCAAGAAUUUAACUGGCCAAAAGAGAACGAGUAGUGAGCAAGACAAUCUGGCAAAAGCUCUCUUUGGAGGAUUGCAGAAAAACGAAAAGGCUUCCUUGAAAGUUUUUACUGGCUUUGAGGAUGAUGACCAAUAUGACGACUAUCUCAAUAAUUUCAAGACAGAUUUGCCAGGACCGUGGAGCAAUAGACUGAGAAGUUCAAUACCAGAAAAUGUCAAUGUCGAAACUAUGAGUAUACGAAACACUGGCAUAAUACAAGAAAGUUUCAAUGUUUUAAACCAAUUUGCAAUGUCUAAUGAAAGUACUAAAACCCCCAAAGAAAAUGAAAUUGAUUAUUUACAACUUCAAGGUGAUAUUAAUCUGAAGAAAGAUGCUUCCAAUGAGAACAAUGGGGAGCAGAUAUCAGAAGGCAGUUUGUACAAUGACCUUAAUAAUAAACUUGCUGGUGCCGAGGUUGACUUUGACGCGCAACUUUCACAGUUGCUAGAAGCCAGUGUUACUUCAGGUGAUGUCCAUUGUCUUCACCGUACCGACGGUUUCUUCAAAGAGGAUCCUGUGUCUAAAACAGCAGUUAGUGAAAUUGCAUUGGAAAAUGAUGGUUUUUUGGAUGUGGAAAGCUGUAGGAUUAAGCAUUCUAUAUACACAGACAGUGACUAGUUAUUGUGGUGUGUUUUAAGGUGAUGUAAUGAAAACAAAUAAAUGCUUUUACUUUA